Molecule: messenger RNA, 363 nt
Organism: Darwinula stevensoni
Lineage: Eukaryota; Metazoa; Arthropoda; Ostracoda; Podocopida; Darwinulidae
Source: the annotation of a GenBank genome assembly
AUGGGUCGAGGUGAGGAGAAAUGGCUCCCUCCGGGAGUCUCUAACAAGACGGGUCACUCGUGGUCCGUCCUCCACCUGACCAUCUUCUACCUCUGCCUGGCCUUGUUCGUCGCCGUGCUCCUGGUCCUCGGAUGGCUCUGCCUCUGCCACGUCGAGAACGACGACGGGAGGAGAGAAAACGAACGGCCUUAUCCUUCGCGGGCCCGUAACAAGGGCCCCACGCCCCAUCUCACUCUGGCUCGAUUCGAGAGGAAGAAGGGGAAGAGGGGUCUUCCUCCCUCGUCCAAGAGGAUUUCCUCCAGGAGGGGGCCUCCCUCGCGACCUCCUCGAUUAUCCUGUCCAGCGUCCCGUGCCAAAUCGUAG